AGUUGGGCCUAUUCUUAUUUGGGCUUCUUUGGUAGAAUGAUAGGUUAGCAGAAAUCAAUCUUUCCCUUUCUCCCUCUCUUGCUUCUACCGUGUAGACUCUGCAAUCUUCCUCUACUGCUUUUUUGUUUGCCUCUGAUGUCAUCUGCAGCUACCCUUCCCUGAGCUAUGCUCUUUCCCCUCCUCUACGCUCUGCUCGACCCUCUCCUGUUUCUACCGUGUAGGGUCUGCUCGUCCCUCUACUCCUUUUCCGUUUUCGACGGCGUUCUGCAGCUACCCUUCCCUCAGCUAUGCGCUUUCCUCUACUCUUCUCGUCCCUAUGGACAUCACUUUACAGCCGCAGCCACUCUUACGAGAUAUACAACAAAGACUUCAAGCAUCAGGGUCUUUACUUCAGCAAAAUGCUUCUGAUCAAAACAAAAAAUUAUAUGAAUCUCAAAGAGCUUUUCCAGAAUCAUCAACAACACAGAUUGCACAACCAAGUGGGGCUGAUUGGCAAGAAGAAGUGUACCAAAAGAUCCAAACCAUAAAAGAAAAUUACUUCACAGAGAUGAACGAAGUGUACCAGAAAGUUGCUUUGAGACUUCAGCAGGUUUUUCAAUGUCAAAUGACUUAUUGAGUACUGACUCUGAAAAGUGAGGUGCUCACACACUACCCUCUCCUUCUCAGGUAUCCACGUCAUUUGUCGAUAUGUAAUAUCUUUAUUUUCCUUCAACGGUUAAUAUAAUUCAUGUUCAAUCUUAGUUUUGGUUUGUCAACAAUCCAUGCAUGUUCAAGAGUCACUCUUCUUUUGGGGUUCUUGGCUUUCGUGUGUUUUGCUUCCUCUCAUGGACAAGUAAGUUGAUGAAUUGAGACAUCUAACUGAUACAAUACAGAUGAUUAUUUUAAAUUAAUGUGUUUCCAUUCAGUACUUUCCCCUCAUAUUAAAAGUUUUAAUGUGAUUUUCUCAAAUAUAAAUCCUUUUCAAUUCUUCCAGUAGACAUUAGACUGCAAAUCUUCAAUGAACUGGUGUAUUCUCAAUGCCUAACAGUGUAGCCUCUCAAUGUAUUUCGAUAUUGUUCUCUUCACUGCCUUCAGCUACAGUACAUUAGUGUUAUAUAUAUGUUUUGAUGGCAUAAUGUUUACUUGAAAGACUAUCCUGAAGUGCAUGAUGGUUUGGUGGAUGUCAUUUUGUCUUAAGGAUUUUAUCUUUACUUUUUGUUGGUAUUUCAGUACUAUUUCUGCAGGUUCUAACAUGAAAGAUAAUUAAUUUCAACUCAUAAAUGAUUGCUCCAAUCUUUAAACAUUGAUUCUGAAUAAUUCAGACCAAUUUUUACAACACUGGACAUUAGCAGUAAACUACCAAAAGUUUCUACUUUUCUCUAUGAUUAGAAAAGUGAAGUGGUGGAAUAGAAAAGGUUGUUGCUAAGGGAUGAGCUGGAAGCCUGAAUUUUUAUGGGAGCUAAUGAGUUUGUUGAAGCCCUUUUGCAGUUUUACAAUCAGCUGUGCAUGAAGGAAAUUUGAUGGCUCAGGAAGUUGGAGCAAUGGCCCUCUUCAACCUUGCUUUGAAAAACAAUAGAUCCUUCAUUAAUGGGAACAUGUUUGAAACAUUUUAAUAAUGGAAACACAAAUGGAUCAAAUUAUGCUGAAGUUGGAAAUGAGUAAGAGGUUGUUGACACAUGGUGGUGAAUGAGAAUUCGGAUUGUGAUGAAGGCAGCAAGGAGUGACAGAAGGCAUAGAGGUUUUCUGGGCUACUGGACGUGAUACAAGCAGGACUGAUCAGACUUGGCUGGGCUGCUGGACGUGGUACAAGCAGGACUGAUAACACUCAGUGUGCAAUUUGAUUGAUCUGAGGAAGGCUUUAGAAGUUGCAGCUGCUAUGGUUGUUACUCUGGUGUUGCUUUGUUAAGAUUAGUUUGUACAUACUCACUUUGUUUGUACAAGAUUUAGUUUCAAUAUUUAAAAAAAAUGUUGGUGUACAAGAUUUAGUUUCAAUAUUUAAAAAAAAAUGAAGGAACGUUGGAUUUGGUUUGAGGAAAGCAGAAAGAUAUGGUUCUAAUAAAUUAUUGUACCUGAUUGAUGUUGGGAAUUCACUCUUUAAUUACUUAGCAGUUAUAAUUCAUGAAUACCGUUCUGGUCA
Messenger RNA from Lotus japonicus, 2116 nucleotides. RefSeq names its product mediator of RNA polymerase II transcription subunit 15a-like. Gene Ontology annotation, molecular function: chromatin DNA binding; transcription coactivator activity. Lineage: Eukaryota; Viridiplantae; Streptophyta; Magnoliopsida; Fabales; Fabaceae. Bases 317 to 616 code for a protein of 99 amino acids. The transcript is spliced from 6 exons. The record is from RefSeq and is a predicted model, not a curated record.